AUGUUCUGGAGUAGCGAGCAGCUGAAUGUGCACAUCCGGCGCCAUAGCGGCGAGCGGCCCCACCGCUGCCACCAGUGCAGCAGGGGCUUCGCCACCAGAGGGCUCCUGACCGUGCACAUGCGUGUGCACACGGGCGAGGCGCCCUACCGCUGCCCUGACUGCGGCCUGUCCUUUAAACGCAAGGUGCACCUGGACAACCACAUGACUAUCCACUCGGGCGCCAAGCCCUUUGUGUGCGGCGAGUGUGGCAAAGCGUGCGCUAGGAGGACCUACCUAACCGUGCACAUGAGGACGCACAGCGACGAGCGUCCAUACAAGUGCAGCGUGUGCGACAGAGCCUUCACGCAGAGUCACUGCCUGAAGACACACAUGAAAAGCCACCAGGAGGAGCCAGCCUACCAAAGAUUGCAGUGA
Molecule: messenger RNA, 414 nt
Organism: Entelurus aequoreus (snake pipefish)
Lineage: Eukaryota; Metazoa; Chordata; Actinopteri; Syngnathiformes; Syngnathidae
Product: zinc finger protein 501-like
Exons: 1
Coding region: 1-414 (137 amino acids)
Biological process (GO): regulation of transcription by RNA polymerase II
Cellular component (GO): nucleus
Molecular function (GO): DNA-binding transcription factor activity, RNA polymerase II-specific; RNA polymerase II cis-regulatory region sequence-specific DNA binding
Source: RefSeq, a predicted model, not a curated record